AUGAGCGAUCUUCUGAAGUAUAUCCUAUCGCAUGAAGAUGCUUUCAGAAAAAAUCGAUUACCUUCUCUAUACUCAGACUUUGCCCUACAGAAAAGCACGAACCCUGAUGGAUACGCUGUGAAUGUCGCGGCUUGGGAAACGGCCCUCACGAACGCGGCACGUACCGGCCAUGUGACGACCAAUAAAACCUCGAGCAAGAAACGCGACCAUUUAGUCUUGAUUGCAGAUGAGAAUCUGUUACACAUGUUGGAGUCCCCAGAAUGGGGCAGGCCGGUGGCUCUGGCGAAUGUUUUUGAUGAGGCGAUACAGAAGCGAAAUAUAGUUCCUUUAGAAGUCUACAGAUCCAGUAAUUUCAGCCUAUCGACGAGCCGAUGGAGAGCCCUCGACCUGGGAGUGCUGAGCCCUUGGAACGUCAUGAACUGGAGUUUGAGACAGCUCAAGGGACUUGUUGUUGGGAUGGAUAAUGGUUCUAGAAAGCUUCGCAGUCAGACACUCGUGCUUGUGGAUAACCUCAAGGAGGCUGCGAAACAAGUACUACUUUUACAAGGUAGCCAGAAGGCAUCGUCGUUAGAUAGGAUAUAUUCUAAAGAGAGAUUUACAAAUACCUUCGGCACUGUGCUAGGUGAUACCGAGCUCUCAGAUAACGACAUAGAGGCCCUACUAAUUUACCUCUCACGGGAUAUAAAUGCCAUAUCUUAUGAUGGAAAGACGAUCAAAUUCCACACUGGCAACGACAAAUCUCCAGUUACCCCCGAAGAUACAACCAUAGCUCAUAUGAGGGACCUCAUCUCAAACCUGGCCGAACAGAUAUCCCGGCUUGAAGAUAAGAUUGGCGAAUUCAAUGCCAACGCGAAGAAGGCACUCGCCAACAAAAACCGCAUAUCUGCCCUCUCAGUCAUCAAGAAUAAAAAGAUUGCUGAACACAAUCUUAACCAGCGCGUUAAUACGCUACACCAGCUAGAAGAAGUAUACAACAAAAUCGAGCAGUCGGCAGAUCAAAUUGAGAUUGUGCGCGUCAUGCAAGCCAGCGCGGGCGUUCUUCGAAGUCUACACGCACAAAUGGGCGGCAUCGAAACAGUUGAGGAUGUCGUUGAGAAUCUGCGCGAGGAGAUGUCCAAGGUCGAUGAAGUCGGCAAUAUCAUCAACGAGGCUGGUCCUGUCAUUGAUGAAGGAGAAAUCGAUGAUGAGUUGGAAGCACUUGAGACCAAGGAACUCCGCGAGAGAGAGGAGGAGGAAGCCAAGGCUACGAGGCUAAGAUUGGAACAGCUGAAAAGCCACGAACAAGCCGCUCGAGAGACUGCUGCGAGGUUGGCGGAAGCCUCAAAAACAGCAGAGACGACGGAAGAUAUCGAUUCAGAAUUGGCAAAGAGUAUUGGUCAACUCUCGACCAUGUCCUUGAAUGACUCGGCAACGACGGAGUGCGAAGAGAAGUCCGUGACUAAACAGCCGGUACUUGCAGAGUAG
Talaromyces marneffei is the source of this 1464-nucleotide messenger RNA. RefSeq lists its product as uncharacterized. The record is from RefSeq and is a predicted model, not a curated record. Gene Ontology annotation, biological process: vesicle budding from membrane; late endosome to vacuole transport via multivesicular body sorting pathway. The transcript is spliced from 5 exons. The coding region runs from base 1 to 1464 and encodes 487 amino acids. Gene Ontology annotation, cellular component: cytoplasmic side of plasma membrane; multivesicular body; ESCRT III complex. Lineage: Eukaryota; Fungi; Ascomycota; Eurotiomycetes; Eurotiales; Trichocomaceae.